AUGUCAAUAGUAACAACCAUCGACAUCGCCUCACCCCCCUCGCAAGUCCGCAACAAAUUCCUCGACUUCGCGUCACUAUCCAAAUGGCACACUUCCUUCUUCUCAUCCAUCGAACCACACGGCACCCUGGAGCCCGGACAAAAACUCCUCGUGCAUUUUGCAACCGGUGGACAAAAAAUGAACCCCGUCAUACAACAAAACACACCGACUACAUUUGCAUGGACGGGAAGCAUACCAUUCGUGUUCACGGGUACACAUUAUUUUCGGUUUGAGGAGAGUACAGCGGUACCUGGGGGUUGUCGCUUGACGCAGAGUGAGGAGUUUAGCGGGGCGCUGGGGUGGCUCAUGGGUGCGAGCGCUGUAGCGAAACAAGUGGGAUUUGCCGAAAAGACAAAGAAGGGAUUCGAGUUGUUCAAUGCGGAUUUGAAGGCUGCUUGUGAGAAGGGUGCCUGA
Messenger RNA from Bipolaris victoriae FI3, 453 nucleotides. RefSeq lists its product as hypothetical. The record is from RefSeq and is a predicted model, not a curated record. The coding region runs from base 1 to 453 and encodes 150 amino acids. NCBI's taxonomy places the organism in Eukaryota, Fungi, Ascomycota, Dothideomycetes, Pleosporales, Pleosporaceae. The transcript is spliced from 2 exons.